Molecule: messenger RNA, 2112 nt
Organism: Pistacia vera
Lineage: Eukaryota; Viridiplantae; Streptophyta; Magnoliopsida; Sapindales; Anacardiaceae
Product: bifunctional purine biosynthesis protein PurH
Exons: 11
Coding region: 59-1900 (613 amino acids)
Biological process (GO): 'de novo' IMP biosynthetic process
Cellular component (GO): cytosol
Molecular function (GO): IMP cyclohydrolase activity; phosphoribosylaminoimidazolecarboxamide formyltransferase activity
Source: RefSeq, a predicted model, not a curated record
GUGAUAUUAGAACAUUCUUUUUAAAGUGAAAGUGUCCAACUCCACUCGGUUAACAGACAUGUUUAGUUUGUCCGCCGCUUCUUCAGCCUCCACCGCCGCCGCGGCCGCCGCCGUUGUCAACACUGUCCAGCAGUCACUUUCAACCGUGCCCUCUGCUGUUCUCCGCAAACAAAGAACACCCGGUUCUUCUAUCUUCUGGGUUCAAGUCCAGACUGCUGCUGCUUCUUCUUCUCUGCGCUCCAGGUUUUGUCCCGUCAAAGCCAUGUCUCACCCUCAAACCCUCUCUGUUCCAACCGAUGACUCUCACUCUUCUGCUCCCGGGAAGAAGCAAGCUUUGUUAUCUUUGUCAGAUAAAAAGGAUUUGGCUGUACUUGGAACUGGGUUACAAGAACUGGGAUACACAAUUGUUUCAACUGGUGGAACGGCUACUGCUUUAGAAAAGGCUGGGGUUUCUGUAACUAAAGUGGAACAGCUCACCUCGUUCCCGGAAAUGCUUGAUGGCCGUGUAAAAACUUUACACCCCAACGUUCAUGGGGGUAUUCUUGCUAGAAGGGACCAAAAGCAUCAUAUGGAAGCUCUGAAUGAACAUGGAAUCGGUACAUUUGAUAUAGUCGUUGUGAACUUGUACCCUUUCUAUGAUAAAGUCACUUCUGCUGGAAGGAUUGCUUUUGAGGAUGGAAUUGAGAACAUUGAUAUUGGUGGCCCUACCAUGAUCAGAGCUGCUGCAAAGAAUCACAAGGAUGUUUUGGUUGUGGUUGAUUCCGAAGACUAUCCUGCACUCUUAGAAUUUCUUAAAGGAAACCAGGAUGAUGAACAGUUUCGGAGAAAACUUGCUUGGAAGGCUUUUCAGCAUGUUGCUUCUUACGAUUCUGCAGUUUCAGAGUGGCUGUGGAAACAGACUUCAGAAGAUAAAUUCCCGCCCAACUUAACAGUGCCCCUUUCACUGAAAAGUUCUCUUCGUUAUGGUGAAAAUCCGCACCAGAAGGCUGCAUUUUAUGUCGACAAGAGUCUUUCGGAGUUUAAUACUGGUGGUAUUGCAACAGCUAUUCAGCAUCACGGGAAGGAAAUGUCAUAUAAUAACUAUCUAGAUGCUGAUGCAGCUUGGAAUUGUGUAUCAGAAUUUAAGAAUCCUACAUGUGUAGUUGUGAAGCAUACAAAUCCCUGUGGAGUAGCAUCACGUGAUGAUAUCCUUGAAGCAUAUAGGUUAGCUGUGAAAGCAGAUCCAGUUAGCGCGUUCGGUGGUAUUGUUGCCUUCAACAUAGAAGUUGAUGAGGCUCUUGCUAAGGAAAUCCGAGAGUUUAGAAGUCCAACAGAUGGAGAAACUCGGAUGUUUUAUGAGAUUGUGGUUGCUCCCAAGUAUACUAAGAAGGGUCUUGAGAUUCUCUGUGGAAAAUCAAAAACUCUUAGGAUCCUUGAGGCAAACAAGAAUGAGAAGGGAAAGCUUUCGCUGAGACAAGUUGGCGGUGGCUGGUUAGCUCAGGAUUCAGAUGACGUAACUCCCCAAGAUAUCCAAUUCAACGUUGUUUCUGAUAAAACUCCAACAGAAAAUGAGCUUCAUGAUGCAGAAUUUGCAUGGCUGUGUGUCAAGCAUGUCAAGAGCAAUGCCAUUGUAAUAGUGAAGAAUAAUUGUAUGCUGGGUAUGGGAAGCGGGCAGCCAAAUCGUCUGGAGAGUUUAAGAAUAGCAAUGAGGAAGGCAGGAGAUGAGGUUAAAGGAGCUGCUCUAGCUAGUGACGCGUUCUUCCCAUUUGCAUGGAAAGAUGCCGUGGAAGAGGCAUGUGAGAGUGGAGUUGGCGUGAUCGCAGAGCCUGGUGGUAGCAUUAGAGAUAAGGACGCCAUAGACUGCUGUAACAAAUAUGGAGUUUCACUGCUCUUCACUAACGUGAGGCACUUCAGGCAUUGAAGCUGACUGACCUUCCUUUUCCAUUUUCGGAUCAAACCCUGUGCUUUCAAUCUCAGCACAAUUUGAGAAAGUGCGUGGUUUUGUCAUUAGAUAUUUAGGUUUUUGGCAUGAAAAAAACCCUUCUGGAUGUUGCAUAAGCUGGCAACCAUGUUGUGCCAUAAUAAUUUAUAUUCAGGGAACCACAGAUUUUGUGUUCAUGUUGAGUUUGUGAA